Molecule: messenger RNA, 882 nt
Organism: Thamnophis sirtalis
Lineage: Eukaryota; Metazoa; Chordata; Lepidosauria; Squamata; Natricidae
Source: RefSeq, a predicted model, not a curated record
AUUGAACACGUCAAACACGGGGUGGGCCAGAGCCUACAGAAUGGCCAAGAGAAGCUCCAUCAGAUGUGGCUGGUCUGGAGCCAGAGGCAUCCUGGGAACUGCGAGCCACUGGAUUCAUCAGCACAGCCAGAGGUCGAGUCCCGGACGCUGGUCAUGUUUCGUGGGCUGACUCAACAGGUGCAGCUUUCCUAUUUGACCCUCAUGUCCCAGCUCCGGGGUCUGCCCACCAGCAUCCAAGACAAAGCCAAGUGGAUCUUGUGCACGUUGGAGUACCUCAGCAUAUCCUUCAGGACCGCCGGUUCCUUCCAAGAGGUGCCCUCCGCCACGUUGGCUGAGAGCUGCCAACGGAUCGUCAAAGCCCGGGGUUCGGUGGACGAGAUCGUGGACUAUGUGGUGCAGAAUGUUCCCCUGCCUUGGGUGGUGGGGCCUUUCGCCCCCAGCUUGGUGGAACUGCCUUACGCCUCCGGCAUGGAGGGGAACGAGGAAGGAGAAGACCCCACAUCCAAAUUCGCUGCGGGGCCCAACAUGAGAGCAGAGGGAGACGAAAAUUUGGAGAGUUGCAGGAGAUGUCUUUUGAAAAUGGCUCCUUCCAACACUUAGAACAGCUGAAAAACUAAAAAAAUAUAUAGAAUUUUAUCAGGGAUGUGGAUUUCAGAAAGCUUGCCUUGUCUACUCUCAAGUUGUGCCUUCAGAAGAAAUUUUCUCCCCCUCGGGCCCUUUCAGAUACAGGCAGUCCUCGACAUACGACCGCAGUGGGUCCCAGAAUUUUAUGUGGCUAAGUGAGAAAUCCGUUCGAGUUUAUUGCUUUUCUCGCCACAUUUUGUCAAGGAGAAAGCAGGGCAGUUGUUAAAUUAGUAAAACGGUCGUUAAGUGAAUCUUGUU